Molecule: messenger RNA, 336 nt
Organism: Puccinia graminis f. sp. tritici CRL 75-36-700-3
Lineage: Eukaryota; Fungi; Basidiomycota; Pucciniomycetes; Pucciniales; Pucciniaceae
Exons: 2
Coding region: 1-336 (111 amino acids)
Source: RefSeq, a predicted model, not a curated record
AUGCACAACACUCAAGCCAAAGUUCAGCGUCGGAUUUCCGCAGAAAAGCUGGCCGAGAUCGACAUUGAUGAGCCGGAGGUUCUUCUGCUGGAUGAGUUGGAGGAACCAGUCGAUCAAGGCCCUGUGCCCAGAUUUUCCAGAGCUGCUGGUGGCCGUCUUCGGUGGGUGGAUGGGGGGCAACUCAACAACCACCCAUCUCGCUACCGACUUGACUCACAACUCAAACAACCCAACACCCCGACACCGCCUCCGAUUCCUUUGAACACUGCGACUCGCACACCUCAAACAACCAGGCCAACAGAAGAUCGGAUUGCCUUGAACACCCGAUUCGGCUGA